AUGAUUCAAUAUAAUACAAUCCUCAAGCUUAUAGCUGAUAUUGACAAAACUCAAAAGUCAAUUUUGAAUAUGGAAAAGCCUGACUUUUCACAUUACGAAGUCCAAAUCUCUCAAAUUUCUGAAGAAAUCCAAGCAUUAAAUAACACAGACAGCUUAAGACGUUUGGAAAGCGAAAUUAAAACUUUAGAAGGCCAAAUUGAGCAUGAAGAUAUAUCUUUAGAACUUCUAAAAGAAAGCAACCUUGAAACUCAAGAGAAAAUAAAAAAUAUUGGAAAAGAUAUAGCUGACUAUGAAUACCGCCUUCGAGAAUGUAAAAAAAAUUACGAAAAUGAAUCCAAAAAAAUAGACACGCUUCUUCAUGAACAAUUGCUACAGAAUAUCGAAAGAAGAAAUAAUCUUCAAAGAUUGCAGCUUCAGUGCAUUGAUAAUAAAAGAAAUAGCAGAUCUUCUGUAAUUCCUCCAAGUCUCAUUAAAUAG
Molecule: messenger RNA, 477 nt
Organism: Blepharisma stoltei
Lineage: Eukaryota; Ciliophora; Heterotrichea; Heterotrichida; Blepharismidae
Source: the annotation of a GenBank genome assembly